CCCAGCGGCCUGCUUGUCGGGGCUUGCUUGAUUGCCUGCUAACUUGCUUGCUUGCUUGCUUGCUUGGUGGUGCAUGUGGGUACAUUCUAGCUGCAUCGCCGUCUCGGUGGUCGCCGCGGGCAUUUUUUGUUUUGUGUAGUUCUGGUUCUGCACAACAGUCCAGCCUUUAUUUUGGAUGAGUCUUCUCGACACUGGAUGCAUGUUGCAAGCAACUGUCCAAGCUCCCGAUGAAGGCGUACAGGACAGCGGGAGAGGGCGGGAGGGUGACGUCAGGCUGCCUGCGGCUGGCGGCGUUUGUGGGUGGGUGGCGCUGUUUGGGCUUGAUGCCCUGGUCACCUGUAGUUGUACCUAUACCUAGGUACCUAGGUAUACAUGCCAUGUACUAUGUUUUAUGUCCAUACACCAGUCACUCAAGAGCUGCUAAACAUCUUGUCGUCGCGGCACCUCCAUCUCUUCCAGGCCAUGGCGACAUGGCAAUCGCGCUUGAGCUCCCCGUCUUUGUCCCCCCCGUUGUCUCCCCAUGGGCCCGUAAGCUCAAGGCCCCCAGCCAGCCGAAGAGCUUGCCUGCCGCCAAUUCGCUGCCCGUGCGCCAAAGGUGGGGCUGCGCUAGCCUAGCUAUGUUGCUGCUGCUGCUGCUGUUGAUGCUCGCGCUGCUGCUCUGCCUUGUGCUUGUCCAUCCGUGUGUAGCUCGCCCUUGUCCCUCCCCCCCCGACCAAAACAACGCGACCACCUCUUCCCUCUCAACUACCCGCGUCCUCAGCUCCUCAAUUGCAUCUCGCCUUACCACAUCUGCAACCAUGGCUGAUCGCGACGAGAAGAUCGUCGAGACAAACGACCCCGUCGUCCACCAGGACGAGAAGGUCGCCACGUCCAACCACCAGCACGACGAGAAGAUCGAUGCAAAGACCGACCCUGCUGCUGGCACGCGCCGCAACAGCUCCGUCGUCGCCGACAUCGCCGUCCACAACCCUCUCAAGCGUCAAUCCGUAGAGACCGUCGCCACAGAUGCCGCCACUUUUGCCGAGGCCAACGGCAUGGCAGACAAGGUCACGCUCUUCACCAAGGCCGCUCUCGUGGCACGUGAUCCAGAGAACUUUGAGAGCUUGUCCGAGCUGGCCGAGGACGAGCGUGCCGCCCUCAUCUACGAGCGCGAGCACAUUUGGCACGGUUCCAAGAUGCUGUGGUACUCGAUCGGUCUUUGCGCCGUCGGUGCUGCCACGCAAGGUUGGGAUCAGACCGGUUCCAACGGCGCCAACUUGGGUUUCCCCCAGGAGUUUGGCCUCGACAAGCGCGGUAUCGAAGGUCGCUGGAUCAUUGGUCUCAUCAAUGCCAUCAUCUUCCUGACGGCCGGUUUGAUCGGUGCCUGGAUUGUCGACCCCCUCAACCACUACCUCGGCCGACGAGGUGAGAUCUUCGUCACUGCCCUCUGCCUCACUGCAACCCCCAUCGGCUCCGGUUUCGCGAGGACCUGGCAGGAGCUGUUUGCUGCUCGUUUCGUCAUGGGAAUCGGAAUUGGUGCAAAGAACGCUACGGUACCCAUCUUCUCCGCCGAAAUGGCCCCAGCCCGCAUCCGCGGUGCCUUGGUCAUGUUCUGGCAGCUGUGGGUCGUCACUGGUAUCUUCCUCGGUUUCUGCGCCAACGUCAUUGUCAAAGAUGUCGGUGACAUUGCCUGGCGUCUCGAGCUCGGCUCUGCCUUCAUUCCUUCCUUCAUCCUCGGAGCCGGCAUCUGGUUCUGCCCCGAGUCCCCUCGUUGGUUGAUGAAGCACGGCAAGAUCGCACAGGGCUUCCACUCCAUGGACCGCCUCCGCGCUCACCCCAUCAUCGCUGCCCGUGACUACUACUACUCGUACAUCAUCUACACCGAGGAGAUGAAGGUGGCUGGUGGCCAGGGAUACUUCCGCCGUAUGGCCGACUGCUUCACCGUCCCUCGCAUUCGUCGCUCCAACUACGGAGCCUCAACCGUCAUGCUUGCCCAGCAGAUGUGUGGUAUCAACAUCAUUUCCUUCUACAGCUCCAGUAUCUUCACCGAAGCCGGCUUCUCAAAGGACCAAGCUCUGUUUGCCUCGCUCGGAUACGGCGCCCUUCAGAUGGUCUUCACCGUUCCCACCCUCUUCCUCAUCGACACCAAGGGCCGUAGAACGCUGACGCUUCUCACGUUCCCCUUCAUGUGUAUCUUCCUGCUCGCAGCCGGUCUCUGCACUCUCACAUAUGACGAAAUCCCUGCAGAGAUGCUCACCGCGUCUCAAGCUAGCGCUCGCGUUGGUCCCAUUGUCCUCUUCAUCUACCUCUUCACCAUCGCCUAUUCGCUCGGUGAAGGUCCCGUUGCUUUCCAGUACUCCGCCGAGGUCUUCCCCACCAUCCAGCGUGAGCAGGGCAUGGCCUGGGCCGUCUUCAUCAACAACACCUUUGCCGGUGUCUUGUCCCUCACUUUCCCGCCCAUGGUCGACGCCAUGUCGCAGGUCGGUGCCUUUUCCUUCUACGCCGGCCUGAAUUUGAUCGCCUGGGGCAUGAUUUUCUGCUUCGUGCGCGAGACCAAGCAGCUCACCCUCGAGGAGCUGGACCAGGUCUUCUCCGUCCCCACCAGGCAAUUCCUCAACUACGAGACCAAGACGUGGUUGCCCUACUUCUUCAAGCGCCACAUUCUCCGCAAGCCCAUCGAGAAGCCCCCACCAAUGAUCGAGACGGCUCCCCGUCCCGAGCAAGUUGGAAAGGCUUAG
This is a messenger RNA of Periconia digitata, 2717 nucleotides long. The record is from the annotation of a GenBank genome assembly. NCBI's taxonomy places the organism in Eukaryota, Fungi, Ascomycota, Dothideomycetes, Pleosporales, Periconiaceae.